This is a messenger RNA of Cyclospora cayetanensis, 2232 nucleotides long. RefSeq lists its product as uncharacterized. The transcript has 16 exons. Bases 1 to 2232 code for a protein of 743 amino acids. NCBI's taxonomy places the organism in Eukaryota, Apicomplexa, Conoidasida, Eucoccidiorida, Eimeriidae. Gene Ontology annotation, molecular function: single-stranded DNA binding; DNA replication origin binding. Gene Ontology annotation, cellular component: replication fork protection complex. Gene Ontology annotation, biological process: DNA replication initiation. The record is from RefSeq and is a predicted model, not a curated record.
AUGACGGCCGAUCCUCUAAAGGUCAAAUGCGAUUGCGUUUUCUUGGACGGGAAGCAGCUUGACAUCGAGAAAUGGGCCUUGCCCUUCGAAGAGGUUGCUUGUCGGUUUGAGCGGCCAGAUCUGAAGGUUAUUUCGCUGCAAAAGACAUGCAACUGUGCUACACAAGGCGCCUUCAAUGCGUUGAAGGGUGCAGUGCCACACGCGGCAGUCCUCGGCGUCGUGUCUUCGUUGUGUGAUCCCCGCGGGGCAGCCAGUGAAAUGAAGUGGUGGUGGGUUCUGUGGGAUGUCAAGGAGACCAACUUGUUCCUCUCUUUCCGCGGAGAAGAGUUGUGGAGCUGCCUCAGGAAGAAAGGAAUCAAGCGGGGAGACCUCGUGGCGUUGCUCAACCCUUCCCUGCUGCCUAAGUCAAAUGGAGCAGACUCGCGAGCGGCCACUGUCGAGGAUGAAGAUCAAAUCCUGCUGAUUGGAAGCGUUAAGGGCAUCGUGCGUUGUGGAGCCAUGACUCGAAAGCAAGCGCAAUGCCGUCAAAUGGUGCAUGUUCCGAGCAUGGGGGAGUACUGUCGAUUCCACGUGAACGUGAAGAACCAAAGAUCCACAGGUCUUCGUGCCUCGCUUGUUGAGGAAUCUAUUGACGAGCUUUUAUGCGGCUCCAACAAGGAAAAGCGCGCUGAAAUACUCCGAAAAAUCGCUCCUUCUGCUGGUGCCCACGCUGACGCCGCAGCCGAUCCUCGGAGUGCUGAUCUCGCUGCUACUAGUCUUGCUCCCUUGCAAGUGGACACUGCACAGCAGAAACAGAUCAAGCAGCAAGCCAUGAACAAGCUCCUUCAACAAAAUCUUCUUCUGCAGCAGAGCUCCAGCAAAUCCGCACCGCCAGCGAACAGUUGCGAUGACCAAGGCAGCGCUGAAAAGCCCAGUAAAAUCGCAGCUGCUGCUACCAAACCUAUUCGCAGCACGAUCACCAGCACAGCGAGAGGCGAACCUCCGGAAAGCAGCAAGCCUUCUUGGAACAUCGCCAACUUGGGCAACGCAGCAGAUAGGGAGCAUCAGGCCGUCGAGGCAUUUGUGAAGAAACUCCAGGAGAUAGUGGCUCUCCCGGCAAGCAGCAACAGAGAUAUGGCCCUGGCCAUACAGCUGUCUCUAGCGAAGCGCAUGCGCUUCGACUGUGUCCCCCGUUUGGCUGAGACCGCCAAAGAACUCCACACGCAGCUAUUUCUACAUCCGAAUUCCGAUUUGGCUCUACUGGCAUUCAAGAACUAUCGGUACAUUCAUUGUAUCGCCACGAUCACGCCACGACCUCAGAGAGUCCAUGAGCAGACGCAGGUUCAGUCAUCCACCAAAGUGAAAACAGCAGCUGUAGACUCCGUGGCAGUGGCCUCAAGACGCCACAGCGGCACAGCUGCAGCAAAUGAGCAGUGCCAGCAGCUUCCGCCUCCACCGCCGCUAGAGUCCGCAACAGAUGUACGACGAGCCCUCCGAAGCUUGCAGCAGAAGCAGAAACUAGUGUCUUCGACCGUCAGUACCUUAAAGCAAACAAAGAAGGCAGGAGACGUUCUCCAGAAUGUAGUGGCGGCGCAGCAAAAGCGCCUUUUGAAGGAACAGCAGCGGAGUGAACGGGCAUCAAAGGCACUACGUACAGCAGCAACAGUGCCUCCUCCUGCUGCUGCUGGGAAGCCAGCGCUUACGGAAGAAGAAAAGAAACAGCUUCUAGAAAAGAUUCUCCAGCUCAAAUCCUCCGUCGCUGAUAUUGUCGAUCAAGAGGAUGGUCAGAGACACCUUGAGCGCCUCCGUUCUCUGGAGGCCGCGGACAUCAGCCAUGAAUUCAAGCAAUCAAUAAAAGAGACGACUGUCAAUGCUUUCUUUUGCUUACAGUGCAAGAAGUAUACAGACCGCCUAAACACUGCGUGUGUUGCCCGUAACCACCAGCAACAGCCACGCAGAGCAACAAAGCGGUUUGUACAGUGCGAGAACUGUGGCCACAAACCCAUUCCCACACUGAACAACCAGCUGCCAGACGGAUGCCCAAAAUGCAGAGUUGCCUCGAAGGACAUCAGUUUUCGGCUGAUUCCGUUGUAUACUGCGAAGCCAGAGAAGCUUCUGGAGCAAGAAAAGCUAACUAUCGACGGCACGGAUGUAGGUCCUUAUAAAAAGCAGCAGGAAAGGCCACCGCAGUGCAGAGAUGAAAAUUCAGCAGAGGGAUUCUUCGAUCAUCAUGACCUUCCAGACACUUCCUAA